Molecule: messenger RNA, 2522 nt
Organism: Hippopotamus amphibius kiboko
Lineage: Eukaryota; Metazoa; Chordata; Mammalia; Artiodactyla; Hippopotamidae
Gene: SLC16A3
Product: solute carrier family 16 member 3
Exons: 6
Coding region: 248-1633 (461 amino acids)
Biological process (GO): transmembrane transport; monocarboxylic acid transport
Cellular component (GO): membrane
Molecular function (GO): monocarboxylic acid transmembrane transporter activity
Source: RefSeq, a predicted model, not a curated record
AGAGCACUGAGUCGCCCCCGGCGCGGCGCCCGGCAGCCAGCGAGGCGGGCAGAGGCGCGCGGCGGCCGAGCCGAGCGGCAGCAGGCAGCUGGUUUAUAGCUCACCGUUGGUGGGGAGACACAGAGCUUCAGUGGACAGUGAGCGGCUGGAUUCAACAAGCCCCCCCCUUUCCCACGCCUGCAGCAAGGAGGCCUACUUUGUCCUUGGGGCAGCUUCUGUCAGGGACGCGGAACCAGUCCUCCUGGCCAUGGGAGGGGCAGUGGUCGAUGAGGGCCCGACGGGCAUCAAGGCCCCGGACGGGGGCUGGGGCUGGGCUGUCCUUUGGGGCUGUUUCGUCAUCACAGGCUUCUCCUACGCCUUCCCCAAAGCGGUCAGUGUCUUCUUCAAGGAGCUCAUGAGAGAGUUUGGGAUAGGCUACAGCGACACGGCCUGGAUCUCCUCCAUCCUGCUGGCUAUGCUGUACGGGACAGGCCCGCUCUGCAGUGUGUGUGUGAAUCGCUUUGGCUGCCGGCCCGUCAUGCUCGCAGGUGGCCUCUUGGCGUCCCUGGGCAUGGUGUCUGCGUCCUUCUGUGGAAGCAUCAUCCAGCUCUACCUCACCACGGGGGUCAUUACCGGCUUGGGUUUGGCGCUCAAUUUCCAGCCCUCGCUCAUCAUGCUCAACCGCUACUUCAACAAGAGGAGACCCAUGGCCAACGGGCUGGCGGCAGCGGGCAGCCCGGUGUUCCUGUGUGCCCUGUCCCCACUGGGGCAGCUGCUGCAGGACCACUACGGCUGGCGGGGUGGCUUCCUCAUCCUGGGCGGCCUGCUGCUCAACUGCUGCGUGUGCGCUGCGCUCAUGCGGCCCCUGGAGGCACCUCAGCCUAGCUCGGCUUCGGGGCCUGGGCCCCAGCGGCCGUCCCGGCGGCUGCUGGACCUGAGCGUCUUCAGGGACCGCGGCUUCGUCAUCUAUGCCCUGGCCGCCUCCAUCAUGGUGCUGGGGCUCUUUGUGCCACCCGUGUUCGUGGUGAGCUACGCCAAGGACAUGGGAGUGCCUGACACCCAGGCAGCCUUCCUGCUCACCAUCCUGGGUUUCAUCGACAUCUUUGCAAGGCCCACCGCUGGCUUCAUCACCGGGCUCAAGAAGGUCCGGCCCUACUCUGUCUACCUCUUCAGCUUCGCCAUGUUCUUCAAUGGCUUCACCGACCUCACAGGAUCCACGGCCAGCGACUAUGGCGGCUUGGUGGUCUUCUGCAUCUUCUUCGGCAUCUCCUACGGCAUGGUGGGGGCCUUGCAGUUCGAGGUGCUCAUGGCCAUUGUGGGCACCCAGAAGUUCUCCAGCGCCAUUGGCCUCGUGCUGUUGCUGGAAGCCAUAGCCGUGCUCAUUGGGCCACCGUCGGGAGGCAAGCUCCUGGAUGCGACGCACGUCUACCAGUACGUGUUUAUCCUGGCGGGGGCCGAGGUGCUGACCUCCUCCCUCGUGCUGGUGCUGGGCAACUUCUUCUGCCUUGGGAAGAGGCCUGAGGUGGUCACGGAGGAGGAGAGCCACAAGCCCCCUGAGGACGUGAGGGUGGACUCUCGGGAGGUGGAGCACUUCCUGAAGACAGAGCCUGAGAAGAACGGGGAGGUUGUUCACACCCCGGAGACGAGUGUCUGAGCUGGGGGAGGCCAGCUGGGGUGCAGGGAACUGGACAGAGACCAUCAACGCUCGUAUUUAUUUCACAAACAGGACUAGCUUGGGCAGGGCCGUUGGCUCCACGCCGGCUGCCCGGGCAAUGGAUCAUCGCCCGAUCCGUGUUUUGCAGGGGAGGUGGCGGGGUGGGAACGUGUCAUUCCGAGGCGGAUCUGUGGUGAAGCCAAGCCGCGAGGUUAUGAGCCGUCUGCACCGGGGACCCCGUCUGCUGACCCCAGGGAGCCCGGUGCCCACCGCUGGGCUCAAGGACCCAGAGACCCACGCUUCGGAGACAACACGACUUUAAUCAGGGGGUGGGGCCAGGGACAGCUGCGGAGCGGACACUGCCAUGACGGGCCUCCCUGCGUGCCCGAGAGUGCCCUGUCCUGCCACGUCUCCCCAUGCGCCCCAGCCCACCUCUCUCUGAGUAUCUAGUGGACAGAGCUCCCUCCUUCACCUCUGAAAUGUUUGAGAUAAACCUGCUCUACACAGGGGCAGUGGUCUAACCAUUCACCCCAAAUCUCAGAUUCUCAACAAAUAGCCUGAUUAUUUUUACAAAGUGGUUCUGGUCCUCAUCAGCCAUCUCAGCCUUCUAAGCACUGCUGGUUCUCGACCCUACCCUGUUGGACCCCAAACGGCUUAGAGUGUUCACAUAACGCCCUGGCGGUUGGCAGGGAAGAGGCCACACUGCAGGGGUGUGUACACUUAAGCUGAGAUAUACGUGUGGAUUCUGUUCACUGGUGUGUUUAAAGAAAAUGAUCUGCCUGCCUUUUAUUUGCCCCUCGGUCAGCUGACAGUCACCCCACGUGGUCAGCACCUGGGGUUGAUAUCUGCUCCCCAUCCUCCUCGAACAGCCCCUCUCGGCCUCACCCUG